AUGUCGAAUAUUAUCAAACGUAGUUGUAACUCUUAUACUAUUAAACAAAAAAAAGAAAUAGUCGAUUAUGUGACAAAGUAUAGUAGAAAUGAAGCUGCACGUAACUUUAUGCUUGAUAGCAGUAUAGUUGGACGAUGGGUAACUGCAAGCUCAAGUUGGAAUGAUGAAAUAAAUCAAAAUAGUAAAUCAUCUGAAAUUUUAAAUGAUCUAGACAUAUCAGUAACUUCAUUAUUAGAAUUUAAGGCAUCAAAUC
Messenger RNA from Scutellospora calospora, 253 nucleotides. NCBI's taxonomy places the organism in Eukaryota, Fungi, Glomeromycota, Glomeromycetes, Diversisporales, Gigasporaceae. The record is from the annotation of a GenBank genome assembly.